AUGAGAGGUCCAGGCGUCAGAGAUCUGAGAAGGUGGCGACGAUUGCGGACGGUUGGAGGAAAAUUAAGUGUCGAUUGCAUUGACCUCUACUUCCAGCACCGUGUCGACAAGAAGGUGCCCAUCGAGGUCACGAUUGGUGAACUCAAGAAGCUAGUCGAUGAAGGGAAGAUAAAAUAUAUCGGGUUAUCUGAACCAUCCUCAUCCACAAUAAGAAGAGCUCAUACAGUCCAUCCUAUAUCUGCAGUUCAGAUUGAGUGGUCGCUAUGGUCCAGAGAUGUGGAAGAAGAAGUGAUUCCUACUUGCAGAGAACUUGGAAUUGGGAUCGUGGCUUACAGUCCACUGGGCAGAGGGUUCUUUUCUAGUGGGUCAAAAAUGGUUGAGUCACUGUCCGACGAUGACUACCGCAAGUUUAUUCCUCGAUAUCAACCAGAGAAUCUCGACACGAACAUCCAGAUAUUUGAGCGUGUCAACGCGAUGGCAGCAAGAAAAGGAUGCUCCACAUCACAACUCGCAUUGGCUUGGGUUCACCAUCAGGGAAGCGAUGUUUGCCUGAUACCAGGCACAACAAAAAUUCAGAAUUUCAAUGACAACGUUGGAGCACUGUCUGUGAAGCUGACACCAGAGGAGAUGGCUGAGCUGGAGUCAUAUGCUGCAGGUGAAGUCCAGGGAGACCGGAACGCUGUACUUAUGGACAUCAUAUGGAAGGAUUCCGACACCCCGCCAUUGUCAUCUUGGAAACUUGAGUAGCGAGAUUACAUGUACCUUCAACUGCGUUUGUUGCCGUACCUUUAAAUGUGUAGUUGAAGCUUAAAUAGUUGAAACCCCUGGUGGCUGGUGUGAUGAAUAAGCCGGUUUCGUAUAUCUGUAAUUUAACUUUAAAACCCCUGGUGCUCUGAAUAAGCAUGUGCACUGUAUUGUAGUCGGUGCUCAUUGAAGUAUUGAACUGAAUUUUGAAUAAAAAACUGUGAAAUCGGAUCUUUUCUACGUU
Panicum virgatum (switchgrass) is the source of this 988-nucleotide messenger RNA. Its product is annotated as probable aldo-keto reductase 2. Lineage: Eukaryota; Viridiplantae; Streptophyta; Magnoliopsida; Poales; Poaceae. The transcript has 6 exons. The record is from RefSeq and is a predicted model, not a curated record. Gene Ontology annotation, cellular component: cytoplasm. The coding region runs from base 1 to 747 and encodes 248 amino acids.